Cylindrotheca closterium is the source of this 657-nucleotide messenger RNA. Lineage: Eukaryota; Bacillariophyta; Bacillariophyceae; Bacillariales; Bacillariaceae. The record is from the annotation of a GenBank genome assembly.
AUGCCCACACUUCUUUCUACUGCAAUGUGCGCAUCCUUCAAGUCCAAUGGUGAUUCCGAGACUACAGCGUCGUCUUCACCUCCUACCAAGCGUAAUUUCUUUGUCAGAUCGUCAUCGCAGUCUUCCAGCGGGAGCCGAUCCACGACAUCAACAUCUUCAACAAGUACUGUAUCUUCCUAUCGCGGCUCCAAAGUUGCGAUGGGGGACCUUUCCAAAGUACGAAACGGCGAUGACGACUUUUGUAAUCACAACAAUAAUGGCCUAGAUAUGGAAAAUUGGAAGUCCUUUCACCGUCGCUUUGGAACCAAACCCAACAAACCGAAACCAAGUCGUCGCGUUUCGGCAACUUCUGCAGGUGCAGCCCUUUUACGAUCGGCGAACAAUCGUCGAAAGGCUUCUCGCAAAGAUAGCAAACAAGAAGCCAACAAUGAGACUGAUCCAAGUCUCUGGAAAUCCAUGAUUCAUGCCGCAAAGGGAUGCACCAGCCCAAUGUGGGAACAUGCUUCUGCUCCCAUCGGCGAUGAUGAGUGGUCGAACGAAGUUCCCUCACAUCAACGGCUUGGACUCUUGGACAUUCGUCAGGAGAAUGGCAGGUGGUACUUUCUAGAAGAUGCUUCAGUCGCCACAGAUGCUGUGGAAUAUCAAUUGACAGAGUAG